AUGUACACACUGGCCAGGGCGUCAUGCAGGAUCAAACCUGUUGACACCUCUGCCGUUGCACAGCGCCUCCCCAGUCUAUACAAUUUUCACCGAUGCCGGUCUACUCUCUCAAGAAUAUGGGUGCCGACGGGAGGAAUUGCCGAAACGGAAAACGAGUCCGGGCAUGAAAAGCUCGUGCGUGCCGGUUUUCUACGACAGUCUCAAGCCGGGAUAUUUCAAUUUCUCCCGUUAGGCCUUCGUGUGCAAAAGAAGAUUGAGAAAUUGAUCGAUAAGCACAUGGAGUCGAUUGGAGCAUCGCGACUCUCAUUGUCUAGUAUCACAACUGAAGAAUUAUGGAGAAAAAGCGAUCGGCUAGACAGCGUCGCCCCAGAGCUCUUUCGUCUCAAAGAUCGUAAAGAGGUUCCACUUAUGCUUUCGCCAACGCACGAGGAGGAAAUAACUACAUUGGUCGCAAACACACUACAAUCGUAUAAAGACCUGCCUUUGAGACUGUAUCAGAUAACCAGAAAGUAUCGUGAUGAGAUGCGGCCGAGGCAAGGUUUGCUUCGUUCCCGUGAAUUCAUCAUGAAGGAUCUUUAUACCUUUGACCAAUCCCCGGAGGCUGCGAUCAAAACGUAUGAGCAAGUUCAAACAGCCUACAAGGCCAUCUUUGACGAGAUGAAAGUGCGAAUUCUCGUUGCCGAAGCAAGCUCGGGAGAUAUGGGCGGGAACCACAGCCAUGAAUACCAUCUAGCUGAUCCGACGGGCGAAGAUACUGUUGCGCAUUGCACUGGCUGUGGGUAUACAGCAAAUGAUGAGGUCGCAGUCUCGCGGGCGAAACGAUCAAAUGCCUUCGACACAUCUGUGCCAUCUAACUACGGGUUAUGGAGAGGGAUCACCAAAGACCGAAAGACGCUCAUCAACGCUUGGUAUCCUCAACAUAACGGCGGCAGACUCAAUUUUCAUGUCGUCAAGAGUCUGGUUCCAGAAUUGGAUACUAGUGUGCACGAUCCUUUACCGCUUUGGGAGGUCGCAGUUGACAGCCCCGAGACGGUGUUGGUGAAUAUCAUCGACAGCGAACUUGCGUCCAGCUUUGGAAAUAUUCAUUCCGAGUUGCCUCUUCUCCCCGAAGAACUACGAGAUGAUUUUAUUGGCCCUCAGUUCGCAACAAGCACAACUGCUAGUGGUGAAGGUUUGAAUUUGCUGGCCGUGGCUGAAGGCGAUGGCUGUCCCCGAUGCGCUCCUGGAGUUCUGAAAAUUGAUCGAGCCUUGGAGCUUGGGCACACAUUCUACCUAGGCUCACGGUAUUCAAAGCCACUCGAAGCUCUCGUGACGCUUCCUGUCAGGCCAUCACAGCCAGUUCCCAUCCAAAUGGGUUGCUUUGGCAUUGGUGUGUCGCGCAUUUUUGGUGCCGUGGCCGAAAAUACAGCCGAUAGCCGGGGUUUAAACUGGCCCAGAGCCAUCGCGCCGUUUGAGGUCGCCGUCAUCCCGUCCUCGACCGUCAAUGACGAGACGCUCGCCUUUUUCGAUUCCCUCACUGGGAGUCGGUCGUUUGACGCCGUGCUGGAUGAUCGGAAAAGACCCUUUGGGUGGAAAAUGAAGGAUGCUGAUAUGACGGGCUAUCCGGUUGUUGUGAUUCUCGGCAAAGCGUGGAGGGAGCGUAGUGUUUGCGAGGUUCAAUGCAGAAGGCUAGAGCUCAAGCAGGAAGUCGCUGCAUCAGAGCUUCCGGAGGUUCUGGGGGAGCUGCUACAACAGCUUUAG
Molecule: messenger RNA, 1740 nt
Organism: Beauveria bassiana ARSEF 2860
Lineage: Eukaryota; Fungi; Ascomycota; Sordariomycetes; Hypocreales; Cordycipitaceae
Product: prolyl-tRNA synthetase
Exons: 6
Coding region: 1-1740 (579 amino acids)
Biological process (GO): prolyl-tRNA aminoacylation
Cellular component (GO): cytoplasm; mitochondrion
Molecular function (GO): ATP binding; proline-tRNA ligase activity
Source: RefSeq, a predicted model, not a curated record